This is a messenger RNA of Bicyclus anynana (squinting bush brown), 3117 nucleotides long. RefSeq lists its product as uncharacterized. The coding region runs from base 1 to 3030 and encodes 1009 amino acids. Gene Ontology annotation, biological process: cilium assembly; cilium movement. NCBI's taxonomy places the organism in Eukaryota, Metazoa, Arthropoda, Insecta, Lepidoptera, Nymphalidae. Gene Ontology annotation, molecular function: protein binding. The record is from RefSeq and is a predicted model, not a curated record. The transcript is spliced from 19 exons. Gene Ontology annotation, cellular component: extracellular exosome; motile cilium.
AUGAAGAAAAAGAAUCGUUCUGAGGUAUCUCUGCAGUCAGAAAAAUCGAGUUCUAAAUACAAACAAGAGACCGAAAUACCACUGCCUGCGUUAGACAUUCUCAUCGUCAAAAUAAUGAAUUUAAGAAUAGCCGACGAAGAAUCCAAAUCUUACGAGAUUGUGGUAACGUUUUUCGAUCAAAUCCUCCUGUCGAGUGUUAUAAAAUCGACGUAUGAUAGAAGUGUAAAGGAUGAAUACAAAAAACCAAUAGCAACUGGAUACCUGAAUUAUGAUCCGUCAGACUAUGAAAAAAUGUGUCUGUUCGCAGAUUAUCCUCUAACUAUAAAAAUUCGUCCUCUGAGAACUGAAGAGAACACCGCAAUAAUAAUUAGCUCACCCAAUUCGUCAGCGCCAUCUAGUAAGUCAAGCCAAGUUACUAAACUGGAACGUGUCGGGCCACCUAAACCGGACCCCGGUACCUAUUGUUGUAACAUCGAUAUUUUGCCAAUUUUUAUCGAAUCAAACAAAAUGACGUUUAAAAAACGUCUCGAACCAAUGUUCAAGCCGUCCGUCUUAUUGGCUAAAAGCUGGGACAACCUGCCUUUGCUUACGAUAACGUUAAAGUCAAUAAGGAAUCCAGAAAAUGUCCAACACCAAAAAAUGUUCAAGAAUGUAAACAAUAUGAAAAUGACUAUCGUUGGAUGUUACAAUAUGAUUUUACCGUUUGAUGAUGAAUUCAAUUAUACUGCAGCUUCUCAAUUACCACUACCAAAUGAAUCGAAUGCUGAAGUUUUUACUUUCAACAACGGCCAUAGAAUGCCCAGAGGAUUUAACAGUUUGUCUUUUUACCCGCAUUGGGCAAACUUGGUACUUGCACAGGAGUUGUUCACAAGUGGGGACGAAAAGUUCGAACAUAGUUUAAGCGAAUUUCAGAACGAAGAAAACAUAGAUGUGACUUAUUACUUAAAUGAAAUGCCAAACGAUUUUACAACAAUAUGGUCUUCAUUUCAUCGCGUUCUUUUGCUGAAAGACACAGAAGAAUUGUUAGCAGAACGUAUACGCGCCUACAAAUGGCCGAUAGAAGUACACAGUUGGGGUGAAAGUAAAAGUUUUAGCUUUAUGGGCUUCAUGAACCUUUUCCCUCUACUUUACCCUGGAGAAAAAGCAAUUCGUUUGUUUGUACCACUGCAAUGGAUCAACGCACAGGAUAUGAUGAACAACUGUGGCUGCCGGGUGCUGCUUACCCUCAAUGAAAAAGUGCCGUCUAUCGUAUCUGCCGCUGCCAAAUUUAGCAAGGGUACAACGGAUUCAGCACAUGCAAGUACCAUUACUGAAGCAGUGUACGGAGCACGCCCCACUGGAAGCGAUGACAAUUGCUCGUUCGUGAUCGUUGAAGUCUCUCUUUCGCGACCUUUUAAGAUGGCCUCUAUACCGCCUCAUAUAUCUGAAGCUGAAAUGAACGAAAUGUUAUUGUCAAUGGAGGCUAUACCAACUAAACGCGAGUGCACGGGCCGCGGUCAACUCGAUCGCGACUGGCAAACCACAGUGCGAGUCGCAGCUAACUCUUUACGACGUUUGCCUUACUAUGGUUUGACCGAUUUAUGUACGAUAAACCGUCAACUAAGCGAAAGCCGUGGUCGCGUAGAGCUGGUCACGUCUUUCUGGCUAGACGCUGUUAUUUACGUCAACAACAACUUUGUUGUCAGUGAUUUCCUGCAACGGAAUGACACUUUUGAAGAGAUGCUACUGAUAGCGCACGCUUGUCUCGUGAGACUCUCCAACGAGACACUGCAAGCUGCGACUGAUAACAGACAAGAGCUGAAUCCUACACUACGAGCUGCGCGGCAUGCGCGACUACUGCAGGACUUGCCGCAUGCUGUAGAUCUUUACUUACAGUUGGUGGCAGCUAUGCCCCGCGAGGCGAAUAGUUGGCGUGAGCUCGGCAAAUGCCUCAAGGAUGUGGACGACGAUUGGGCCAAUGUUUGUAUCGACAAGGCAGUAAUGCUGAAUACUCGCCAUCCGCUAAGUCUUCUCUCCAAAGGAUGCGCAGUGUUUGACGUCGACCCUGACGCUGCGGAACCCUUCUUCACGGCUCUAUUAGCAUUAUAUCCAUUUUAUACUUGCCUGUGGGUCGCUGCCAGCGCGUAUUACAUACAUCGGGAACUUUUCCAUAUGGCUCACGAAAUCAUUGAACAAGUUAAUAAAACAGAAGCCGAUGGGCUGCAGCAGGAGCUGCCUAACCUGCGCGUGUGGGAGCGUGAGCUAGGCGACUGGUGGGAGCAAACCCCGCUCGCUCCUGACUCCAGCAGGUACUAUGAUGCUGCCGACCUUCUGCUGAGGCUUCGCGCUGUCUCCCUCGCAGAGAUAUGUAUAGCUCAAGGGUUUCUAGAAACUGGUGAGAGUGCCGCUUACUACCACAUGGUAGCACUAAGUUGUCGUAUCAGGCGAAAUCUUGAUGACGCAUUGUGCCAUCUUAAACAAGGAAUUGAAAAAUAUGGUGAAUUUAGUUAUUUGAAAAGCUUGGAAGGAGAAUGCUUGCACAGUCGUAAAGAAAUGACUGCUGCUAUGGCGUCAUUUCAAAAGGUGCGGUUUUGCAGCAGCCCUUACAUAACCUUGCUAUCGCUGCCACGUCGUGAUCAUGUGCGAGCUCAGUCUAUACUGGCCGACCUAACUCGGAGACAGCCCAGCGCCUACGCCUGGAUAGCAUUUGCGGAUAACUGGAUAAUGCAAAGUGCUAUGGGUGAGGGUGGAGACGCAGACGCGACGCUGGAGCAAAAGACUGCCGCGGCUAACGCGACGACGUGUGUGCUCAACGCGCUGCGAUGCGACCGUCGCGCCGGCAAAGCGUGGUCGUUGCUGGCCUCUCUCCUCAAGCCUAGCGCUAGACGGACGUUCUGCAAAGAAAUGGCUGUUUUGUGUGGUGAAAAUAAAUUAUCUGAAAAACGCUCUAAGACUAAGCUGUCAAUGGAAGCGCAACAGUCGCUUUGUUUUAAAAUUGGAACGGCUCUGCGCGAAUGUCGUUGCCAAAUGUGCGAACAUCUUCAAUUUUAAUAUUUAAUUAAGAUUUUUUAUUGUUUUCAAGGGUCGUUGAAUUGUUUCAAUUUAAUUGUUCUUGAAAUACAUUAAUAAAGCUAUAAA